AUGGAGCCUCGAUGGUCAGUCCCUCCGCCACCGCCGUUGUUCGCCCACGUCAAGCAAGAAAACCGCCGUCUGCCGGUGGGUACCAAUCCUAGCAGCGGAGCAAAGCGAUCACGAGAAGAAGCAACGCUGGACGAUGGCGAUGAGCCGGUCGAAGUGCCACCCCCUCCCAAGAAGCCAAAGGUCGUUAUUGAUCUUACCGAUGACUGA
Messenger RNA from Cladophialophora carrionii CBS 160.54, 207 nucleotides. RefSeq lists its product as uncharacterized. Bases 1 to 207 code for a protein of 68 amino acids. The record is from RefSeq and is a predicted model, not a curated record. Lineage: Eukaryota; Fungi; Ascomycota; Eurotiomycetes; Chaetothyriales; Herpotrichiellaceae. The transcript has a single exon.